CAUUAAAAAGAUCCGUUUUUACCGUCAGUAGUCACAGUGUGAUCGUCUGGAGGAAUGGACAGGACGAUUCUCUGAAGCUGAAAAGCUCUGUGUGUAGAUUUCUCACAGGAUACAGAUGAAUAUAGAUCACAGAUUUAUUGUGUUUCUGUCUGGAUUGAUGACGUCACUGGGUGUUCAGAAACGAAAGUAAAUCGUUUAAGCCAGAGAAAAUUAAAGAUCUCCUCCAGGACACAACUGUAUGAUGCGCAUCAGGGGGGAUUUAGAAGUGGCUAUACGCAAAGCCCACUGAUAAAGAAGUGGAUAUACGCCAUGUACCUGCCUAUACCCUCCACUACAACACUGUACACAACCACACCCGUGCAGAAAAAACAGGUUGAACAUCAAAUUGACCGGCAACCGUGGGAUUCUGCCAUACAAGAGGAAAAAUGGGGAGAAACCUGUCGCCUUGUGCCUUGUGCAGUUAUAGGCAUGCACAAUAUGAACCAUGCAGUUCUGCAGCCUUCAUCACUGUGUCCUGGUCUUCCUCAUCCUCACAUUCACCACUGCUCCUGUAUCAGCUCUUGAGGUUUGUCCUACACGAGGGAAGCUUCAUCAGUCAGUGACGCUCUCAUGUAAACAUCAGUGUUCUGGUUUAUUGAAAUGGGCCUUACUUAGUAAUCGAGAUGUUGUCCUGGCUGAGUGUGAUCGGACAUCAUGCAGGUCAAAGGAGGGAUUUAACAUCUCUCAUGAUCAGUACCUGAGAGGAGAUUCCUCUCUCACCAUCACUGCAGCUGAUUACAGUCAGAGGAACGUGUACGCAUGUGAAUGUGAAGACUCAGACUUCUCUUAUGUUCGCCUCAUCAUAGAGACUGUGUUCUCACCAGUUCAGAUGGAGUCUGGUGAAGAUCUGAAGCUGCAUGUGUCUGUACCAGAACCAGUGGAGGUGAUUUAUAAAAGCAGUGGUUCAGCUGAUGAAGUGAUCUGCAGUGUGAAUAAUCGCUCACUGCAGUGUAAAGAUAAAUACAGAGACAGAACAUCACUCACUUACCCUGAGCUCACACUGAGACACAUGGAGCCGAGGGAUAGUGGACGUUACACCAUCCGGGACACGAAGAAUGAGGAAGACAUUCAGAUAUACGCCGUCUCUGUGGAAGCUGUGUUCUCACCAGUUCAGAUGAAGUUUGGUGAAGAUCUGAAGCUGCAUGUGUCUGUACCAGAACCAGUGGAGGUGAUUUAUAAAAGCAGUGGUUCAGCUGAUGAAGUGAUCUGCAGGGUGAAUAAUCGCUCACUGCAGUGUAAAGAUAAAUACAGAGACAGAACAUCACUCACUUACCCUGAGCUCACACUGAGACACAUGGAGCCGAGGGAUAGUGGAAGUUACACCAUCCGGGACACGAAGAAUGAGGAAGACAUUCAGAUAUACGCCGUCUCUGUGGAAGCUGUGUUCUCACAGGUUCAGAUGAAGUUUGGUGAAGAUCUGAAGCUGCAUGUGUCUGUACCAGAACCAGUGGAGGUGAUUUAUAAAAGCAGUGGUUCAGCUGAUGAAGUGAUCUGCAGGGUGAAUAAUCUCUCACUGCAGUGUAAAGAUAAAUACAGAGACAGAACAUCACUCACUUACCCUGAGCUCACACUGAGACACAUGGAGCCGAGGGAUAGUGGAAGUUACACCAUCCGGGACACGAAGAAUGAGGAAGACAUUCAGAUAUACGCCGUCUCUGUGGAAGAUAAGCUUUUUCCUGCAUGGGGGAUUGUACUGAUAGUGAUACUGCUCUGCGGAGCUGCAGUGGGAAUAUACCUACUGUGGAGACACAGAAAGAGACAACAGUUGAACAGGCGACUGCAGCUAGUGGAUGAGGAUGUACAGCGGGCUGUAGGAGGGACAGAGGAGAACAUCAGAGGAGCGGAGGAGGCACUCAAACAGCUGGAGGAGCAGUACUCUGAAUAUUCAGCCAAGGUCAAAUUAUUCUGCAGUGAAAAGAGGAAACAGCUGUUUAAGAGGCGACUACAGCUAGUGGAUCAGCUUGUACAGCGGGCUGAAGGAGGGACAGAGAAGAACAUCAGAGAGGCGGAGGAGAAACUCAGUCAUCUGCAGGAACAGUACACUGAAUAUGCAAACAAGUUGGAGAGGCGAGAGCUAGUGGAUCAGCUUGUACAGCGGGCUGAAGGAGGGACAGAGGAGAUGAUCAGAGAAGCGGAGGCAGGUAAACAACUGGAGAAGGUCAAAUUAUUCUGCAGUGAAAAGAGGAAACAGCUGUUUAAGAGGCGACUGCAGCAAGUGGAUCAGCUUGUACAGCGGGCUGAAGGAGGGACAGAGAAGAACAUCAGAGAAGCGGAGGAGAAACUCAGUCAUCUGCAGGAGCAUUACAACAACACUGGAUAUUCAAACAAGGUCGAAUUAUUCUGCAGGGAAAAGAAGAAACAGCUGUUGAAGAGGCGACUGCAGCAAGUGGAUCAGCUUGUACAGCGGGCUGAAGGAGGGACAGAGAAGAACAUCAGAGAAGUGGAGAAGUCACUCAAUCAUCUGCAGGAGCAUUACAAGGACACUGAAUAUUCAGACAAGGUUGAAUUAUUCUGCAGGGAAAAGAAGAAACUGCCGAUUCUGUGUAAAGUGGAGGAGUUGACGGAUGCUUUAGAGAAGGUCAGAGUUGGAGGAGAGCGAGAGCAGAAGAUCCCGAGCUCCACAGAGGUGUACAAGAUGAAGAAAGAUCUGAUGGAGAUCAAAAAGUGGUGUGAAAAGACGGAGGGGAAAAUAAAUUACAUACAGCACAGAGAUGGAGCUGUGUGAGACCAAAUAAACACACACACACACACACACACUCUUUGUGAGUAACAGAAUAUGUCUAUAAAAAGAGGAAUGAGAUUAUUUCCUGUUGGUCAGUGCUGUGAAAUGUCCAGCUCUGUGGGACGGUAAGAGACAGGAAGGAGAAGUGGCCUCUCUUUCCCCUGUCCCCUCCUCCUCCCCCCGUCCCCCAGGGUGCUGGUGAGGUGAAGAAGGAUCCCAGUCCUGAUCAGCUUGUGUUUUGUGAAACAGUUUAAUGUCCAUGUGUCUGCUGUAGACGUCUUUAAUCUGGUCUUUGAUUGGAAUGAUGCUUUUUUCUCCUGGUUCUUAUCAUUAGUUACUGAAGUGGAGCACAAUGUUAAAGAUCUGCUGAAACUUUCACACCAGUAAUAAGAUGAUGAAUAAGAAGAUGCUGAAGAACAAAGCUUCCAACAUCAUGCUGCAGAAUGCUGCAGAUUUUUUCAGUCAUUUAUUGCGAGUGUUGAUUGUGUCACUGCUCCUGCAGGUCUGUGCUCCAGUUUCAGCUGAAAGUCCAAACUUUUCUCUCAAAGGCUUCUGUCAUGUGAUUUUACUGCAAUCUUUUUUCCAUUGAUUUGAUGAAACUAAUCCAUAUUGUGGAGGUACUGAAGAUGUUUUGAAGCUGGAAGGAAAGUGCAGGGGAUAAUAGAGAAGUGAUUUGGUGCUUUUCUUGUUGACUGAAUAAAGAUCUAGACAUAAGAAGGAAAUAAAUGAACAGAUUCAGUGGUUGAUGAUCCGUGCCAUCAGACUAACUCUUGUCAAGAUUAAACUCUGCAGGAUUCCUGAAGUUUCUCCUACCAGAUUUACUCUGAUCUUUCUUUCAUCAGCAACACAAUUCACUUCAUCUCUUCUGACUGGAUUUGAUUCAGAAAUAAAAGACUAAAGCUUUUCUGGAUUUUCGGUUACAGAAACAUUUCUGUGGGGUUAAAAUCUUUCUGCUGCAUGUUUUUAUAUUAAAGGACAGUGCCACUGUUUUAUAUCUUAUACAGUAACACAAAUAUCUACACAAAUAUCUACAAAACAUAUACAACAUUUAUAUACACACAGUUACAGCUACAUAUAUCACUUACUCUGUGUGUUUCUAAAGCCAGAAAAAAUAAAAGUAGUUUAGAUCA
Molecule: messenger RNA, 3891 nt
Organism: Hemibagrus wyckioides
Lineage: Eukaryota; Metazoa; Chordata; Actinopteri; Siluriformes; Bagridae
Exons: 15
Coding region: 485-2764 (759 amino acids)
Source: RefSeq, a predicted model, not a curated record